UCAGACAUUGGUCGUAACCAGGGGAAUCCCUGUGGUAUAUUUAGAAUUCCGGGCACUUUUCAGUUUUAGAGGCAUGAUUUUGUAUCGCGUGACUGUCACGUGAUGUCAACACGCAGACGUGCAUCUGUCAACACUUCGCGCGAUGGAUUCAGCACAAAUGAUUGCAGUGAAGCGCAAACCGAAUUGGUCAUCUGACCAGACCUUGCUCCUGGUCCAACUUGUCGAUGAGCGGAAGGCUAUCAUCAAGGGCAAGUUUGGGUCAGGAGUUACGUCGCGGAUGAAGAAGGAGGCAUGGGGUGAGGUGGCAGCAAACAUCAAUGCUGCAUUUCCUAAUGUGAUCAGAUCGACAGAGGACUACGAAAAGAGAUGGUAUAAUAUCCAGUCGAAGUCAAGACAGGAGAUAUCUGCUUUCAAGAGACAACUCAGUGGCACCGGUAAGUAAUUAAAAAUCAAGACAACUAAAAACAUCUUAAAAACAGUAUUUACAAUGUUUCUGUUACGCCGUCUGAAAAAGUAUCAUGUCCGAAAAUCCAUGAUCCGAUAAGCAGUUUAUAAACAAUGUACUCUAAGGGCCUACGGUGUUUCCGUUCUGCGGUAAUUACCGGCUUUUUACCGAUAAAAAUAUGAACGUUGUCGGCUACCAUGUCCGAUAAAACAUUGUUUGUUUUAAGAUAUGAUCAUGUCAACAGUUACUUGCCUUACAAAUUUGUCAUAUAAAUUGAUAGGCUUUAUUCAUCAAACACAGAAACGCAAGUGUCUGUCUCGCAUUCCAGGGAAACCCCCAUCUAAUAAUAGCAUGACUAUCCCGCACCAAUUGACGUG
Molecule: messenger RNA, 822 nt
Organism: Haliotis rufescens (red abalone)
Lineage: Eukaryota; Metazoa; Mollusca; Gastropoda; Lepetellida; Haliotidae
Exons: 1
Coding region: 143-442 (99 amino acids)
Cellular component (GO): nucleus
Source: RefSeq, a predicted model, not a curated record